Messenger RNA from Striga asiatica, 744 nucleotides. NCBI's taxonomy places the organism in Eukaryota, Viridiplantae, Streptophyta, Magnoliopsida, Lamiales, Orobanchaceae. The record is from the annotation of a GenBank genome assembly.
AUGGCGAACAGUUGUGACUUGAUGCUUUUUAUAAACCACUGUGGGCAGUUUGUAAAGGUUGGCAAUGAUUUUGAGUAUUAUGGAGAAGAGGUCACUUCAAGAUAUGGAUUUGACAAAGAUAGAAUUGGUUAUUUUGAUUUAUUAGAAGAAGUUCAAAAAUUAGGGUACACUAAAGGAGAGAAACUGUAUUUUAGGGCUAACAACAGUAGAAAGUAUGUUCACAUGCACAAUGAUGAGGGUGUCAUGGAAAUGCUUUCUAUGAUGGAACCUGGCAAGCAUUAUGUUCAAAUAUAUGUUGAUUCUGGUUCCACAAAUGAAAGUAAAGGUGAUGAUAAGCAAAAAGGCAUAGCAGAUGUGCAACAAGCAGCUGAUGAUAAUGUUUGUGAGGAUAGCACAGAUGAGGAUGGAGAAGAGUUGGACCAGUUUAUUGAUAAUUUUCAUGAGGACAGCACAGAUGAGGAGUAUGUUCCAGAAGAAGAAAGUUCAGAAUCAGAUGGACUGGGUGGAGAUGAAUUAGGAACUGAUGAUGAAGAAUACUUUGAAGCAAGGAGAAAAAGAGCUGAAUCCAAAAAAGUUGCAGAUGAAGAAACUGAAAAUUUCACAUUAUCUUCUGAAAAGGGGUGUGGUUCCACAAAUGAAAGUGACUUCCAGUCUCUGAGGGAAGAUCAUUCUGAUUAUGCAGACUCAGCAGAAGAGACGCGAGGAAUUGGCGAAGCCCCAUUUGAGAAGAAAUUUCGUGUGUAA